This is a messenger RNA of Batrachochytrium dendrobatidis JAM81, 1416 nucleotides long. RefSeq lists its product as uncharacterized. Gene Ontology annotation, molecular function: pyruvate kinase activity; magnesium ion binding; potassium ion binding. Gene Ontology annotation, cellular component: cytoplasm. The annotation marks the transcript as partial. The transcript has 7 exons. NCBI's taxonomy places the organism in Eukaryota, Fungi, Chytridiomycota, Chytridiomycetes, Rhizophydiales. Gene Ontology annotation, biological process: glycolytic process. The record is from RefSeq and is a predicted model, not a curated record.
GUAGGACCCAAGACCCAAUCGGUAGAAAUGCUGGGGAAGCUAGUGGAGAGUGGCAUGAAUGUCAUGCGUAUGAAUUUUUCACACGGAUCCCAUGAAUAUCAUGCACAAACCGUGACUAAUCUACGCAAGUAUCUUGAAAGAACAAAAGUUCCACGAGUUGUUGCAGUUUUGCUUGAUACAAAAGGACCAGAAAUUAGGCUAGUUUUGGUUGAUCAUACUGAUAAAAAACUCUUGGCUGGAAGUAAGUUCACAUUUCACAAUGAUAUGACACGUCUCGGAGACGAAACGCAGGUAGCUACCACCUACACCUCACUACCAAAGACCGUCAAAGCUGGGGAUCGUAUACUUGUCGACGACGGCCUUAUUGGAAUGCUAGUUGAUGAGGUGGACAUAGAUAAAUCUGAAGUUCACUGUACCAUCGAAAAUGAUGGUUUUCUUGGUGAAACCAAGGGUGUAAAUCUUCCUGGAAAUGUAGUUGAUCUCCCUGCUAUUACUGAAAAGGAUGCCGGCGAUAUCCGUUUUGGCAUUGAACAGGGUGUUGAUUUCAUUGCUGCCAGUUUUAUUCGAAAGGCUUCUGAUGUCUUGGAAAUUCGAAAACUAAUCCAAGGAACUGGCAUCAAGAUUAUCUCUAAAAUUGAGAAUCAAGAAGGUCUUGAAAAUUUUGACGAGAUUUUAAGUGUGUCUGAUGGUAUUAUGGUUGCUCGCGGAGAUCUUGGUGUCGAGAUUCCCGUUGAACAAGUUGCGCGUUUUCAGAAAAUGAUGAUUCGAAAGUGCAAUACAACAGGCAAGCCCGUUGUAACUGCAACUCAAAUGCUCGAGUCUAUGAUUGUCAAUCCUAGACCCACUCGUGCUGAAGCAACUGACGUUGCCAAUGCUGUUCUUGAUGGAUCUGACUGCGUUAUGCUUUCCGGCGAAACUGCCAAGGGAUCAUUUCCAGUAAAUACUGUCGAGAUGAUGUCUAAAAUUUGUCGCGAAGCCGAAGUUGAUAUCAAUUACUCGGAGCUAUAUCCUGCUUUACGUAGACAGAUUCGUCUCCCCAUUGGAGUCUCGGAGGCUGUAGCAGCCAGUGCAGUGAAAACUAGUUGGGACGUUCACGCUGCUCUGAUCAUUGUUCUCACACAAACUGGAAGCACUGCCACUCGUGUAUCCAAGUACCGUCCUAUUGCUCCUGUUCUAGCAGUGACUGCCUCUCCUCAAGCCGCCCGACAAUGUCAAGUGCUUCGUGGUAUCUAUCCGCUUGUAGUUGAUUCUAUGGAAGGAACCGAGAAUAUUAUUCAUUGCGCCAUGCUAUGGGGUGUUAAAAUGGGGAUGGCACAACGUGGGGAUGCCGUUGUAGUGACUUCUGGUGUUUUGGAGAGUACGGCAGGCUCUACGAAUAUUAUGCGUGUGCUGAAAUGUGUUGGAUUCGAGGUUUGA